Molecule: messenger RNA, 3735 nt
Organism: Esox lucius (northern pike)
Lineage: Eukaryota; Metazoa; Chordata; Actinopteri; Esociformes; Esocidae
Gene: dbn1
Product: drebrin 1
Exons: 15
Coding region: 30-1958 (642 amino acids)
Biological process (GO): regulation of actin filament polymerization; neuron projection morphogenesis; postsynaptic actin cytoskeleton organization
Cellular component (GO): site of polarized growth; lamellipodium; actin filament
Molecular function (GO): actin filament binding
Source: RefSeq, a predicted model, not a curated record
CUGACUUUUUCGCACUAGGACCAUGUAGCAUGCGUGGCUAUAGAGCUGAGCAUUGUCUUUGUUCCUACACUCAGAAUCUCUCCCCCUUCUCCACACUCCGCAGUCGCUCUCCCUAUACUCCACUUCCAUUACAGUAUUACACCGGUCUGGAUGAUUGCAGAAACAGCAACAUGGCUGUGAAUCUCAGCAAGAACAGACUGGCCCUUCUAACAGCCUACCAGGAUGUUAUUAACGAGACCUCGUCUACCGACUGGGCCUUGUACACAUAUGAGGGCAACAGCAAUGAUUUGACUGUGGCAUCUUCAGGAGCUGGAGGUCUACCAGAAAUCACAGUGACCUUUGAUAAUGGCCGGGUCAUGUACGGCUUUUGCAGCCUGAAGGAGCCCACAGCGGCUCUCCCGCGUUACGUCCUCAUCAACUGGGUUGGUGAGGAUGUCCCUGAUGCCAGGAAGUGUCAGUGUGCCAGCCAUGUGGCCAACAUUGCAGAGUUUUUCCAGGUCAGUCUCCCUGAGGGAGUCAACAUUAUCAUCAACGCCAGUACCAUGGAUGACAUUGAGCCAUCUGCCAUCGGACAGAGACUGACCAAUGGGACUGCAUCGGUAGCCAGCCCAGUCCUUAGCCGGCUGAGAACCAGAGAGGAAGAGAAUGGAGAAAAUGGAGUGGGCACCGUGUACACCAAGACCAAUGCAGAGAUAGAAAUGAAGAAGAUCAAUAGAGAAGAAUUCUGGGAACAAGCCAAGCGGGAGGAAGAGUUGAGAAAGGAGGAGGAGAGGAAGAAGGUUGCUGAGGAGAGGCAGCGCUUUGAGGAGGAGAGGAUGGAGCUGGAAAGGAAAGAGCAGGAGGACAGAGAGAAGAGGUACCGCGAGAGGGAGAGGCAGAUCGAGGAACACAGCAGAAAGAAGAUGCAGGAGGAAGAGGAGGCCAAAGAGAGGACACGGAACCAGCCUCUCAUAACAGCUGAACCUAGCUAUGAGGACCUGGAGAAGGAGAAGAAGGAGUCUGAAGUGGAGGAGGCGAAGGCUCUCAUUGCCCAGCGGGCAGACAACCCCCGGGAGUUCUUCAAGCAGAAGGAGAAGGCUGUGGCCACUGGUGUGGACGCCUCCCCCGUGCCGGUCCCCAGGAACGGCCGUUUGGACAGUCCAUUGCCGGGCCGUUUGGACAGUCCGUUCUUGAAGCAGCAGCACAGUCCCAGCGAGCCCAGUCCGCCCCCCCUCCGCACCCCGCCUCACGUGAGGCUGCAGCCCUCUGCACCCGAUGAUGACGAUGAUGACGAAGGGAGCUUAGAUCGAAGCAUGGGGACGUCUCCAACGCCCAUUCCCAAAAUAGUCACCACACCCAUCCAGGAGGCAGAGGACGACAGCCAAAACGAGUGGGGUGAACCCGAACUAGAGCCAGAACCAGUCCCGGAGCCUACCCCCACCAAGCCCAUUCAGAGUGUGGCCCCUCAGACCCACACAGACUCCACAGAUCCGUCCUCAGACAACUUUGAUCCCUUCUCAGGCUUCAGGCCCCUGCCCACCCCCACUGCUGCAGAACCCCUAGUCGACCUAUGGGACAGCAGCCCUGCCACCGACCCCACCCCCUCUCAAGCCCUGCCCCCUGCUCCGGCCCAGCCUUUGCUGAGCUUUGACGACAUGGGGGAUGUACCGUUCUGCCCAGGAGGCCCUGAGGCGGCCGAGGAUGAGCCCUCCAGCCUGGUGGACGUGGCCGGGACCCAUGACAUGACCCUCAGUUACCAGCAAGCACUGCAACACGCUUCAGAUGACACCCAGCUGAUUACCAAUGGGGAGAUACUGCUCAAAGACGGGACGCAGGCGAGCGAGGGCUACUUCAGCCAAUCACAGGAGGAGGAGGAGUGCUCUGCUAAAAUUACACCAACGCCAGUGUUUUAUAACAAGCCACCAGAGAUUGACAUCACGUGCUGGGACACAGACCCUGUAAUGGAAGACAGCGACUAGGCAAUGACAGAGUGGCCGAGGAAGAGAAGUAGGAACAACAUGUCAUCAAGGACGAAACAGAUUUUUUAAAAGUAAUAAGUCUUGCAUAAGAUCUGUACAAUGCUCUAGAAACAACAAAAAAACGAGAUGUUAGCCACCGAAAAGGUUUUGAGUUAUUGUUAAAGAUGCUAAUGGGUUGAUGAAGAGCUCUUUUGCUUGUGUUUCUUUUUUUUAUUUAUUUCUUGGAUUUUCUUUCAAGUGUUUUGCUCUGUAGAGGGAACGGGGAAAGCUUCCUUGCGUACGUAAAUAUAGAGCACAGUACAGCACAACCGCAUCUGCUAGAGCAGACCGUGACCACAGUAACAGAAAAGGUAGUAGAUCAAGCCCUAUUGUAACCUGUCACCUCCCACAGCACCAAACCCUCUCCCCCAACCCUGGGACCUGCCUUGGGCCCUUACAGUUCCAGAUUUGCCUCUACCAUAGCUCUGGCCUUAGCUCUGGUCCUCUCCUCGGAGGACUAUGGAUUCUCUGUAGCUAGUUAGGUAUAAAAGCGGGUGCGGUUGCUGGUGGGAGUGAGGGAGAGAGGGAUCUGAGAGGGAAUGGUGCCACCAAUCCUAAAACCAAUCCUGUGUUACUGCAGUCUUGGCUUGGGAACACUACACCCUUCUCUCCAGUAGAUGACACCAAUUCCAUAUUUUGCUUUUCAUUGUGACAUCACUCAGCCUUUGUUUAAACUGUUGUUCACGUGCAUGCCCCUAGAUGGCCCCAGAGGCAGCCUGCUGUACAAUUGUAAUUCCACUGAUGGACAAGUGUCUCUGUGUCGUUUUUGCACAGAUGUUAAUCACCGCUCGACUCUCUCACCCAGUCAACUCAGUUCUGAUUUCACCCCUAACCGCCUAAAUGAGAACCAGUCCAGUGGAAUAGCAUGUAUUAUUGCUCUUAUGUUUAGACUUGUUCCUUGAUGCAACUCUCUCCACAAGGCUUAUAUACAAUGCUGUUCCCCAGUCUUCCUUUUUUCUGUCAUUACUGUUCAAGGGCAGAGUUUCAUUCCUGAAAUUCUACAUCUCUGAUCUGAUUCUAAAUCAAUCCAGGCAUAGAUAUAGAACAUUUAGCAGUACAAUUUUGUUAUAUCUCUAUGUUCUUACCACAGAGUUCUGAGUGGGAACCAGCAAGCAAUAAGAGAAUUAAGUAAUGUAUUAUGUCCUGUAAAUAGCCAUUGUUUUUUUAGUAAUUAAUGUCUACAACUAACAAGCGUCUAAUACUUUGUCAUUGUGGCCCUUAUUAUUAGGAUUUUGAGACUUUGAAUUGAAGUUUAUGGAUUAGAGUGAGGUUUUUAAAUGAGGUUUCUCUAAAGAGAGAUAUGAAAUGUGAGUUGUGGUGGGAAUCUAUACAUCCCCCACAGCUUUUCUCUGUGUUUCCCCUAAAGCUUGGUAAGAUCCAACCAACCCGCGUCUUUAGCACUAACUGACACCCCUUUUUACAUGAUUUCAAUGUAUACUUCUUCACCCUGAUAACCUCCUGGGUAGUGAUUAUUAUUCUCUCCCUAUCACACUACUAGGAGACUACUACUACUAUACUACUAUACUACUACUUCUACCCCCCAGGGCCCCAAAGCAAGGCUUAGCUAUUCCUUGUCUUCUCUUUCUCUCUUUUCAUUUAAAAAGAACAUCUUUUUAUUUCUCUCUCUUCCCUCUUUUCCGUCCGCUUCUCACAUGCUCUGUUUUUGAAAUAAGCACAAGAUCUUUUGUGACAUGCUAAGUGCUGAUGUAUGUUAAUAAAAGACUUAAAAACAUCAAAA